AUGUCUCAACAAACCAUCGUUCUCAUCACAGGCGCCAAUUCAGGAGUGGGCUACGCAACCGCCCAAACUCUAGCCACACACCCAAACCACCAUGUGAUAAUGGCCUGCCGUGACCUCCAAAAGGGCCAACAAGCCCUAUCCGAACUCCAAAGCAAAGAUCUCAAGGGAACACUCUCCCUCCUCCAGCUAAACGUGGAAGACGACACCUCCAUAACCCAAGCGGUGAACACUGUAAACGAACAAUUCAAUCGACUCGAUAUCCUAGUCAACAACGCCGGCUCAGCAGCACCCAGCAGCACCGGCCGCGCGAAACUGAACCUGAUCUAUUCGACGAACGUGAUUGGCGCAACAAUGGUCUCCGAGGCUUUCACCCCCCUCCUCCUCAAAUCAGAAAGGCCCUAUCUGAUCCAGAUCUCCAGUGGUCUAGGCUCGAUGGGUCUGGCGACGGAUCCCAGUAGUGAAACUUAUUCUGCGCCUUGGGAUGACUACCGCGCGAGCAAGGCGGCGCUGAAUAUGAUAACUGUUCAGAUGCAUAAGCGGUUGCAGAGUCAUGGAGUGCGAGUUUUUGCGUUCUGUCCUGGUCUUGUGAGGUCGAAUUUGAGGGGCGAGGGUGAGGCUGCUGUUAGUGCGGGUGGGAUGGCUGGGGAUCCGUUGGAGUCUGCUAGGGGAAUUUUGGGGAUUGUGCUUGGGGAGAGGGACGAGGAAGCUGGUGGAUUUAUUAAUAAGGAUGGUCGGUUGCCUUGGUAG
Messenger RNA from Penicillium robsamsonii, 747 nucleotides. RefSeq lists its product as uncharacterized. The transcript has 2 exons. The coding region runs from base 1 to 747 and encodes 248 amino acids. The record is from RefSeq and is a predicted model, not a curated record. NCBI's taxonomy places the organism in Eukaryota, Fungi, Ascomycota, Eurotiomycetes, Eurotiales, Aspergillaceae.